Sphaeramia orbicularis (orbiculate cardinalfish) is the source of this 5328-nucleotide messenger RNA. RefSeq names its product ubiquitin specific peptidase 32 (gene usp32). Gene Ontology annotation, biological process: protein deubiquitination. The transcript has 34 exons. The record is from RefSeq and is a predicted model, not a curated record. Gene Ontology annotation, molecular function: calcium ion binding; cysteine-type deubiquitinase activity. Lineage: Eukaryota; Metazoa; Chordata; Actinopteri; Kurtiformes; Apogonidae. Bases 161 to 5011 code for a protein of 1616 amino acids. Gene Ontology annotation, cellular component: Golgi apparatus.
AACAUCCACCCUUCACCACACACACAUACACACACAUAUACACACACACAUACACACCACCAGGAACCCAUUUCACAAUUAACGGAUAAGGCGACAAACACUUGUCAACAACUCAGCUCGGAACGUUUAUUUCCUCACAUCGCAAUGAAAUGAGGGGAGCAUGGGGGCCAAAGAGUCGAGGAUAGGAUUCCUGUCGUAUGACGAGGCCGUUAAGAGAGUCACUGAUGUGGAGUUGAAACGGCUGAAGGAUGCCUUCAAAAGAACCAGCGGUCUCUCCUAUUAUAUGACCCAGCAAUGCUUUUACAGAGAAGUACUGGGAGAUGGAGUUCCCCCUAAAGUAGCAGAGGUGAUCUACACCUCAUUCGGAGGCUCGUCCAAAGGGCUGCACUUUAACAAUCUGAUUGUUGGUCUGGUGCUGCUCACCCGAGGACGCGAUGAGGAGAAGGCAAAGUACCUCUUCAGCCUGUUUGCCAACGAGCCGAGCGGAUAUGCCGCCAGGGAAGAUAUGGAAGCCGUUCUGCAGGUCCUGGAUGGAGAAGUCCCAUCCUCCCUCAGGAAGUGCUUCACUGAGGGUGACAAGGUUAACUAUGAGCGCUUCAGGACCUGGCUGCUGCAGAACAAGGAGGCCUUCACGCUGUCAAGAUGGCUUCUGUCCGGAGGAGUGUGUGUCACGCUUACAGACGACAGCGACACACCAACUUUCUACCAAACCUUGGCAGGCGUCACACACUUGGAGGAGUCGGACAUUAUAGACUUGGAGAAGCGUUACUGGCUGCUCAAAGCCCAGUCCAGAACCGGACGCUUUGACUUGGAAACCUUCGUCCCGCUCGUGUCUCCUCCCAUCCAUGCCUCACUGAGUGAAGGAUUGUUUCACGCUUUCGAUGAGAAUCGGGACAAUCACAUUGACUUCAAGGAGAUCUCAUGUGGACUGUCUGCAUGCUGCAGGGGGCCCGUUGCUGAAAGACAGAAAUUCUGUUUCAAAGUUUUCGAUGUGGACCGUGAUGGGGUUCUGUCUCGUGAUGAGCUCCAUGAAAUGGUGGUGGCCUUGCUGGAGGUGUGGAAGGACAAUCGCACAGACACACUCCCCGAGCUGCAGAGUAGUGUGUCAGACAUCGUAGAGGGCAUAUUGAAGAUGCAUGACACAACCAAGUUGGGUCACCUGACCCUAGAGGACUACCAGAUCUGGAGUGUGAAAAGUGCUUUGGCCAAUGAGUUCUUAAACCUGCUUUUCCAGGUUUGUCACAUAGUCCUGGGGCUCAGGCCUGCUACUCCUGAGGAGGAGGGACAAAUCAUCAGGGGUUGGCUAGAGAGGGAGAGCAGACAUGGGCUGCAGCAAGGCCAAAACUGGUUCCUCAUCUCCAUGCUGUGGUGGCAGCAGUGGAAGGACUAUGUCAAAUACGACAGUGCCUCCUGUUGUCUCCCUGUGCAGGAGCAUAAGGGCAUCGUGGUGGAGCAGCCAUCCAUCUUGAGUUCCCUGCGAACCCCGAUGGCAACAGCCACAGUAGAGCCAGCACCUCCAGACAGACUGGGAGGACUGGGAGGAGCCCACAGUCCUGUCAGCCCCACUGAGGAGAGGUCACCUGAUGCUGUGUCCAGUGCCUCCGAGGCCACAGAGUCUGCAGCCCUGAGUCCACAGGUAGCUCCCUCAGCAGCAGAGAGCUGUUUUGCCCGUCAGCACAACGUGUCAGACAACAACAAUCAGUGUUUUUCUGGAGCCAACGGUCACCUCCCCUCGCAGCUGGCCGCACAAAGACCUGGAGCCAUCGACAACCAGCCGCUGGUCAACACCGACCCCAUGAAGGCUCCGACGUUAACCUUGGAAGGUGGCAGGCUGAAGCGCUCCUUGCAGCUGGUGCCUGGUAGAGACUUUGAGACGGUGCCAGAGCCGGUGUGGCGGGCCCUCUACCACUGGUACGGUGCCAACCUCGGCCUACCGCGACCGGUAAUCAUUGAGAGCAAGACGGGCCAACCCGAGCUGGAGCUGUUCCCCCGGUACCUGCUCUUCCUCCGCCAGCAGCCCGCCACCCGCUCCCCUCAGUCCAACAUCUGGGUCAAUAUGGGUAUGACCAGCCUGCGAAUGUUUCCACCGUAUUUCCCCCCACCAAGAGGAAGUGUGCCAUCCCCCAAUGCCCCUCUGAAGAGGGUGUUGGCAUACACAGGCUGCUUCAGCCGCAUGGGCACCAUCAAAGACAUCCACCUGUACCUGUCCCAGAGGCUCCGCAUCAAGGAAGAAGACAUGAGACUGUGGCUGUACAACAGUGAGAACUACCUCACCCUCCUGGACGAUGAAGAUCACACACUUGAAAGUCUGAAGAUUCAUGAUGAGCAGCAGCUAGUGAUUGAAGUCAGGAACAAAGACAUGAGCUGGCCUGAGGAAAUGUCAUUUAUCGCGAACAGCAGUAAGAUGGACAGACACAAAGUCCCGACAGAGAAAGGAGCCACUGGCCUUAGUAACCUUGGCAACACCUGCUUCAUGAACUCCAGUAUCCAGUGUGUGAGCAACACCAAGCCUCUGACAGACUACUUCAUCUCAGGGAGACACCUCUACGAGCUCAACAGAACCAACCCCAUUGGGAUGCGAGGUCACAUGGCCAAGUGUUACGGUGAUCUGGUGAUGGAGCUAUGGAGUGGAACGCAGAAGAAUGUAGCUCCGCUCAAACUCAGGUGGACAAUAGCAAAGUACGCCCCACGCUUUAACGGGUUCCAGCAGCAGGACUCCCAGGAGCUGCUGGCCUUUCUGCUGGACGGACUCCACGAAGAUCUGAACAGAGUCCACGAGAAGCCAUACGUGGAGCUGAAGGACAGUGAUGGCCGUCCUGACUGGGAGGUGGCUUCUGAGGCAUGGGAGAACCAUCUACGCAGGAACCGCUCCAUCGUGGUGGAUCUGUUCCACGGUCAGCUCAAAUCCCAGGUCAAGUGUAAGACCUGCGGCCACAUCAGCGCUCGCUUCGACCCCUUCAACUUCCUCUCCCUGCCUCUGCCCAUGGACAGCUCCAUGCAUCUGGAGAUCACAGUCAUCAAACUGGAUGGAUCUACCCCUGUUCGAUAUGGCCUGAGGUUAAAUAUGGAUGAGAAGUACACUGGGCUGAAGAAACAGCUGAGUGAACUGUGCAGCUUGAAGCCUGAACAAAUCCUACUGGCUGAGGUUCAUACCUCCAACAUCAAGAACUUCCCUCAGGACAACCAGAAGGUCCGCCUAUCUGUCAACGGUUUCCUGUGUGCUUUUGAGGUCCCAGUGCCGGGUUCACCUACAUCACUUACUUCACCCACCCUGACCGUAGAUAUCACUCCAAUAGCCAACGGCUCAGCUGCUAAUGGGCACCUGGGAAAUCAGCCCAUCCUUAUCCCCAACGGCGGACCCAACACCAUGGUGCCAUGCAGCCCAGACACGCCGCUGCCCAACGGGGUCGCCAACGGACACGUCACACCAGUGCAGGAGAGCCCAUUCAUUGGGUACAUCAUUGCCAUGCACAGGAAGAUGAUGCGCACAGAGCUCUACUUCCUGUCAGCUCAGAAGAACAGGCCCAGUCUUUUCGGGAUGCCGCUCAUCGUUCCCUGCACUGUCCACACUAGUAAGAAGGACCUGUACGACGCUGUAUGGAUCCAGGUGUCCCGACUGGCCAGCCCAUUGCCACCACAAGAAGCCAGCAACCACGCCCAGGACUGUGAUGACAGUAUGGGUUACCAGUACCCCUUCACUUUACGGGUUGUGGGUAAGGAUGGCAACUCUUGUGCAUGGUGCCCCUGGUACAGGUUCUGCAGAGGCUGUACAGUAGAGUGUACAGAGGACAGAGCGUCUGUGGGAAAUGCAUACAUCGCUGUGGACUGGGACCCCACCGCUCUUCACCUUCGGUACCAGACCUCCCAGGAGAGGAUUGUGGAGGAGCACUGCAGUGUGGAGCAGUCCCGCCGGGCCCAGGCUGAGCCCAUCAGUCUGGACAGCUGUCUGAAGGCCUUCACCAGCGAGGAGGAGCUGGGAGAGGACGAGCUCUACUACUGCUCCAAGUGCAAGACCCACCGGCUGGCCACAAAGAAGCUGGACCUGUGGAGGCUGCCGCCCAUCCUGAUCGUCCAUCUGAAGCGCUUCCAGUUUGUGAACGGUCGCUGGAUCAAGUCUCAGAAGAUUGUCAAGUUUCCGCGGGAGAAUUUUGACCCCAGCGCCUUCCUGGCUCCCAGAGACCUGGAGCAGCACUGCCUCCACUCCCGCAGCGAGAGCGAAGAUCUGCUGAGGGUCGGUGAGGACAACCUGUCCUCCAUCUCUGCCCCGGCAGGAUUCUGCAACCUUCCCAAAGCUUCCCCUGCCUCGAGCAGGAAGUCAGCACCUUCUCUCAGCCGGACUAGCAGCCCCUCCGGUAGCCCUAAGACCGGCAGCGGGGGCCGCAGGCCCGGUAGACUGCGCCUCCCCCAGUUGGGCAGCAGACACCGCCUCUCCAACAGCAAGGAGAACCUGGACGGGGUGGCCAACCCUGAGGCUGAUCCGCGGGACAGCACACCACAGGCAGACACAGAGGCCAGCGCAGCGGCCGGGUCGGGCCCCCCUGUGUCAGCAGACGCACCGGGCUCAGAGUCCUCCUGUGGUACAGAGGCGUCCAGCAGCCACUGUGACGUGGUUCUGAUGAACGGCGACAGCAACGGACUGGGCUCCGACUGCAGCACAGAGGGCAGCACGGACCCUGACAGCUCACUGCUGCAGCACAGAGACAACAUGUGUCUGGACGCCAUCUACAACCUCUAUGCAAUAUCAUGCCAUUCAGGAAUCAUGGGAGGUGGCCACUAUGUGACAUAUGCCAAAAACCCCAAUGAGAAGUGGUACUGUUACAAUGACAGCAGCUGCAAGGAAGUGCACUCUGAGGAGAUUGACACUGACUCCGCCUACAUCCUGUUUUAUGAGCAGCAGGGUGUCAAUUACUCCCAGUUCCUGCCAAAGAUCGAUGGCAAGAAGAUGGCCGACACCAGUAGCAUGGACGAAGACUUUGAGUCCGACUACAAGAAGUACUGUGUCCUCCAGUGAUCACAUGUUGUCUUCCCAUCAGCCAGCACUAUGCCCGCUCGCCGCUUCUUCUUCUUCCUGCUUUUGUCGGCAGGCAGCACCAGACGCUCGGAUAACUUUGAUCACUACUCACAAACUGCAAAAGGCCGGAGUGGGACUGUGGCCUCUUUGCCCUUAGGGAAGUGUCGCAGCACUUUUUACACUUGAUCGUGACCAUGAAUUGGACGGUUUGCCCUGUCAACGAUGAAGCCCCGGUGAAAAGCACUAAACUGGUGCACUUUGCUGAGCCUGACGAAACAAAGAAAACCCUCAAGUCAUUUCUUCCCCUUUGUGAACAG